AUGUUACAGAGAUUACUACAUCACGGGAAGAGGAAUAUGUUAGUUUAAUCGAACUAUUUCACGGUUUGAAUCAUAAAUGCAGGACUUCUGGAUUCACGAAUCGUCUAGCCCUUGAGAAAUCCCCAUAUCUUCUGCAGCACAAACAUAAUCCCAUUGAUUGGUAUCCGUGGGGAAAAGAAGCCUUCGAUUUCGCCAAGAAGAACAAUCGUCCUAUCUUUCUUUCAGGUGCAACUCGAAUUUCCUGAAGGCUUCACAAUAUAUUGAUAUCAAAACCUCUAGAUUUCAGUUGGCUAUUCAACAUGUCACUGGUGUCACGUCAUGGAGAAAGAAUCUUUCGAAAAUCCUGCCAUCGCCAAACUCCUCAACGAGAACUUUGUUGCUAUAAAAGUUUCAUAAUUUGCAAGAAGAAGAUCAAAUUCGUUCAUUUGAAGGUAGACAGAGAGGAGCGGCCAGACGUAGACAAGCUUUACAUGACAUUCGUCGUGGUUUAACUUUCCGAUUAUUCAAGACUUGAAAAGUUGUUUUGAAGGCCGUUUCUGGUCAUGGCGGCUGGCCAAUGUCUGUUUUCCUGACUCCUGAUCUGGCGCCUAUCACUGGAGGUUUGAAAAAAAAAUUGUUUGAAAUACUUCUUCGGAUGAUAAAGAAGUGUUUAAGAAAAAGUUUUUGUAGUUCAAGUUCCAAUACAAGCACUUUAAUGUUUUCUUUUAACAGGAACCUACUUUCCGCCAGACGAUACCCAAGGAAUGAUGGGCUUCGCUUCUAUCUUGAAACUGAUAAUGUCAAAGGUGAAGUUGCUUGGGUAGUUUGGGUAGCUUGUUGCUUGGGUAGUUUUAUUCGAAAACUUUUCGUUUGAGUGGGAAAAGGAGCAAGAAGCGACAGGACAAUUAGGAGAGCAAAUUCUCCAAAUGAUCCGGAAUCGUAGGUUUUUCAGUUUUUUCAAAAGAAUUUCUCAAGUUCAGAAUCGAAAAGUGAGCACGGCGUGGUGAAGUCUUCAGACGAGAUCGUUCUAGACAUGUACAGACACAAAUUCAAGAAUUUCGACAAAAAACACGGUGGUUUUGGCAACGCGCCUAAAUUCCCCAAGCCAUGUAUGACUGUGUAGUUCACCUCUCCGUUAUUUGAUAUUUUAAGGCGAUCUCGACUUUUUGAUUGCCUCUGCAGCCUGGUACAGAAAGUUUUGAGAAACUAUAUCAUCCGUCUCAUAUGGAAAUUCAGAAGCGACCCUGAACGAGCGGAAAAUUGUUUGCACAUGCUGAAGGUAACUUUGGACGAGAUGAGCCGUGGUGGGAUUCACGACCACGUUGGAAAGGUAAUUCCUUAUUUCCUUGUCAGAUAACGAAAUAUUUCGAGUACUUGUGAGAUAGCGAGAAGAACGGUAAACCAACUUUCCAGGGCUUCCAUCGCUAUUCCGUGGAUUCCGAAUGGCACGUGCCCCACUUCGAGAAGAUGCUCUACGACCAGUCGCAGCUGUUGGCGACUUACUCUGACUUCUACAGACUUUGCGGGAAGGAGAAUCCAGAGGUCGCCAGGACGAUCCGCGAUGUCGCCGACUACAUGAACGACUGUCUGAGCCAUCCCGUUUGGUCUUCCUUAGUUGUUUUCUAACAUCUCUUCUCAGGAUGGCGGUUUCUAUGCAGCCGAAGACGCCGAUUCGUUACCUUCUGACGGGGCUGAAAAGAAAAAAGAGGGCGCUUUUUGCGUCUGGGAAAAGAAAGAGGUUUUCAUUGAUGAAACAAAUGACACAGUUGGGGCUCACUGUCUAUUUUCAGGUUGAGGAUAUACUGUCUGGCAUGAAAGUCGGUUCGACAUCGGCGGCCGAAGCUUUCAGUGUGUAUUUCGAUGUUGAAGAGAACGGCAACGUAUCUCGACGAUUGGUGAUUAUUCUUCGAAAUCAAAAUCAGCGCUAUUACUUUUUUUCUGAAAAAACUGCCUUUUGCAGGACCCACACGGAGAGCUCACGAAUAAAAACGUACUCCGACGUCUGCACAGUGACACUGAAUGCGCCGACAUCCUCGGUAUCUCAGUAGAGGAUCUUCUCCCCGGCAUUGAGCUCGCUAAAGUUUGCUUUUGUUUUUGAAAGAACGAUUCAUGCAAUUUAUUUUUAAGUUUCGAAAUUCGUUUUCUUUUUAGAUUGUGGGAUUUUUUGGACACAACUGUGACUAACGUCUAUAAGUUGAAGAUUUACUAGUAGAAGAGCAGAAUCAAGAUUUAUGUUUUCACACUAUUUUUCUAUCAAUUUGUUUUAACAAUAUUUGAAAGAUUAAGUAUAGGUCUCGUAUGAUAUUUACCCAUGUAAGAUUCAUGGUCGAUUGAAAAAAAUGAAUGGCCUCGUCAAACUUCAGUGAAAGUAAUAAUUUGUUUAGUUUCUGGGGAACUUUGAAGAUUUGUUGGAAAUUUUCAGAAAGAACUCAGGAUUUUUAUAUCAAGACUUUUUUAAAGCAAAAACUGCUGAAAAUCCGCAAGACUCGGCCUCUCCCUCACUUGGACUCGAAAAUGCUGACGGCGUGGCAAGGUCUCGCAAUCACCGGCUUUGUCAAGGUCGUUUUCUAUCCGGUCGCUUUCACUUUGUCGUUUUUCAGGCUUUUCGAGCUCUUUCUGACGAUUCUCUGCUUGAGAGGGCCCUUAAAUGUUUGAAGUUUGUCGAGAAUAAUGCCAAAGAUUCUCACGGAAAUCUGAUCCGCGCCGUUUAUCGUUCUGAGUCUGGCCAAGUCGAGAAGGGGUUCGAUUUAGAUUAGAAUGCGUUUUUUCAGAAAAUGAUACGCAUGUAUCACCAUAUGAAAGAGAGAAAAAGGAGUUUUCAAAAUAAAAAAUGACCUUAAUUUUUGAAAAUAUGGAAAAAUUGCCCAAAAAUUUUCUAUAAGUUAGAAAAUUGAAAUUGUUAGCUAUAAUUGACUCAUUUUUAAUAACAUACGCCUCGAAUUCAAAAGUCUUUUUUCUUCUUUUUUUUGCUGUUAGAUUAUUUUUUUCCAAGCGUAUCGUUCAAGUAGUUAUACUCGCACUAUGUAUACUUUUUGUUCCAAAUGAACCUUUUUAGUCCAGAAUCCAUUGCUGCGUUUUCGGACGAUUACGCUUUUUUGAUUCGAGGCCUCCUUGAUGUCUACGACGUCAAUGGGGAUUCGAAAAUUGCUCAAAAAGCAAGAGAUCUUCAAGAAAAAAUGGUUUGAAUAACAAAAAGAGAAAGUUUUCGAGUACAUGCUUACAGAUUGAAAAGUUCUGGGAUCAUGAAAACAAUUGCGGAUUCUUCUUGGGCGAAGAGAAUGCGCAUGAAGGUACAAGUGUCCGUUUAAUAGAAGGUUAGUUCAGAAACAUUUUUGCGUGUAAUUAUCGAACUUUGUUGAAGAUCAGGACAAUGUUGAGCCCUGUGCGACUUCUGUGGCAGCCGGUAAUUUGCUGCGUCUUUACGCGAUUUUCGAAGAUGAGAAACUCCGUGAGAAAGCGGCCAAAUGUUUCACUUCGUUUGCGGAGCGACUGAAUAAGUUUCGUUUUCCUUGAAUAUUUUAGUGUAUGGAUUUAUGCAGAUACUCGUUCUCUCUUCCUGUUUUGGCGAUGGCCAACCGCAGAUCUCAGUUGGGAGAAGUCACUGUGAGGCCCAAUCUUGAUUUCUCUCAAAAACUCCGCAUUUUAAGAUCGCUAUCGUUAGUUCUGAAAACUCUGAUUUUUCUCGAGAAGUUAGAAAGAUCGUCGACAAUAAGUUUAUUUGGAACGCUUCUACGCUACAGAUAAAUCCCGAUGGUGGGCUGCCUUUGAGAGAACAAAUUGAGAACACAAAUUUUUAGAUCCUCUUCUUUCUGGCUCCGAGACUCACGCAGCAAUGGCGCAUGGUCCAUCUCCCGCUGUUUACAUCUGCGAAAACUUUGCUUGUGGCCUUCCACUCAAGUCAAUCGAGGAAAUUCGAGCCAAGGUCGGCGAUCUGUAA
Molecule: messenger RNA, 3916 nt
Organism: Caenorhabditis auriculariae
Lineage: Eukaryota; Metazoa; Nematoda; Chromadorea; Rhabditida; Rhabditidae
Source: the annotation of a GenBank genome assembly